AUGGCGGUCCCGAAAGGUGGUGUUGGUGGUCUCUGCGCCGGGCGUGGUGGGUUAGUUGGAUGUCGGGGCGGCGGCACCAAGAGUUUGGCAGUGUUGAGGACAUCGACCUUGUGUCGCAAGGGCGAAAAGUUCGAUUUGGCGCAGUUCCUUGAGAGGUUCGUCUUCUUCAGCUAUCUUGGAGUGUCCCGUGUCUGCUCCUCACAUUGUAGGCUCGGCGUCUUCUCUCCGGCUUGGUUGGAAGGCAAGGAUGGCACAUACCUGCGUAACGGUCCGGGCCUAUGGGAUGUCGGGGAGUACGGUUUCCGGCACCUGUUCGAUGGCUACGCAACGCUGGUGCGCGUCUCGUUCCAUGAAGGCCACGCCGUGGGCGCGCACCGACAGGUGGAGUCUGAAGCCUACAAGGCGGCGAGCGAGCACGGCAAGGUGUGCUACCGCGAGUUCUCGGAGGUGCCUAAGGUGGACAGCUUCGCGUCCUUCGUCGGGCAGGUCGCGACGCUCUUCUCGGGCUCCUCCCUCACCGACAACGCCAACACGGGCGUCGUGAGGCUCGGCGACGGCCGCGUGCUGUGCCUGACGGAGACGGUGAAGGGCUCCAUCGUCGUCGACCCCGACACGCUGGACACGGUGGGCAAGUUCGAGUACGAGGACAAGCUGGGUGGGCUGAUCCACUCGGCGCACCCCAUCGUGACGGACACCGAGUUCUGGACGCUGAUCCCGGACCUGAUCCGGCCAGGCUACGUGGUGGCGAGAAUGGACGCCGGGAGCAACGAGAGGAAGUUUGUGGGCAGGGUGGACUGCCGCGGCGGGCCGGCGCCCGGGUGGGUGCACUCCUUCCCCGUCACCGACAACUACGUGGUCGUGCCGGAGAUGCCGCUGCGGUACUGCGCCGAGAACCUCCUCCGCGCCGAGCCCACGCCGCUGUACAAGUUCAAGUGGCACCCAAAGUCCGGGAGCUACAUGCACGUCAUGUGCAAGGCCAGCGGCAACAUCGUGGCGAGCGUGGAGGUGCCGUCGUUCAUCACCUUCCACUUCAUCAACGCGUACGAGGAGAAAGACGAGGAGGGGCGGGUGACGGCGAUCAUCGCCGACUGCUGCGAGCACAACUCCAACACCUCAAUCCUGGAUGACCUCCGGCUCAGCAAUCUCCGUGCCUUCUCCGGCGAGGACGUCCUCACCGACGCGAGGGUUGGCAGGUUCAGGAUACCGCUGGACGGUAGCCCUACGGGGGAGCUGGAGGCGGCGCUGGACCCGGAGGAGCACGGCCGCGGGAUGGACAUGUGCAGCAUCAACCCUGACCGCCGGGGCAAGGAGUACCGCUACGCCUACGCAUGCGGCGCGCAUCGGCCGUGCAACUUCCCCAACACGCUCACCAAGCUCGACCUUGUGGAGAAGACGGCCAAGAACUGGUACGAGGAGGGCGCUGUGCCCUCAGAGCCCUACUUCGUGCCGCGCCCCGGCGCCGUCGAGGAAGACGACGGCGUGGCGAUAUCGAUGGUGAGCGCCAAGGACGGGUCGGGCUACGCGCUGGUGCUGGACGCCAAGACGUUCCAGGAGGUCGCACGGGCCAAGUUCCCCUACGGGCUGCCCUACGGCUUGCACUGCUGCUGGGUGCCCAGGGGCAAAGUGACAUAAAUCAAUCGGGAAUCACGGGAUUGCAUAUAUAUAUACUCCGUAUAUGCUUCUUGCGUAGUGGCCAGCGUGUCCAGUCGGCACUCGCGCGCAUACGUGGAUGUUUGUGUAGUUUGCUAGUAGUAUGUUUCUGUAAAGAAAACAAAAAAUGGGAACAAAAUGGUAGACAUGUACAGAUCUAUAGACAGAUGUGAGAUGUCGUCGUAUACGUGGAAGUUGUGUUUUGCUUUGGUGUCCUCCCUUAAUAUGUACUACAUAU
Molecule: messenger RNA, 1888 nt
Organism: Lolium perenne
Lineage: Eukaryota; Viridiplantae; Streptophyta; Magnoliopsida; Poales; Poaceae
Product: carotenoid cleavage dioxygenase 8 homolog B, chloroplastic-like
Biological process (GO): carotene catabolic process
Cellular component (GO): chloroplast
Molecular function (GO): carotenoid dioxygenase activity
Source: RefSeq, a predicted model, not a curated record